GUCUGAUGCUGUUGAUGAAGGUCUGAUGCUGUUGAUGAAGAAGGUCUGAUGCUGUUGAUGAAGAAGGUCUGAUGCUGUUGAUGAAGAAGGUCUGAUGCUGUUGAUGAAGAAGGUCUGAUGCUGUUGAUGAAGAAGGUCUGAUGCUGUUGAUGAAGAAGGUCUGAUGCUGUUGAUGAAGAAGGUCUGAUGAAGAAGGUCUGAUGCUGCCUGACUGUCUCUGUGACGUUGAUCUCCCUCACCCUCCAUUUUGGGUGAGAGCAGAUUAGUCAGAAAAACCACCAUCUGCUGUGGACUGGGUUGACAUCGUGCAGCGCUGUAAUGCAGUUAUGUAAACGUGACCAUUGAGGAGUGGAAGUGUUUUUACAUCUGGUUAAAACACAGUUUCUCUCCACUGAGUCUCCACUGAUCUGUUGAUGAUGCGUUGGUGUUGACAACAUAAUUACGUGGCAACUUGUGAUUACUGACACACACACACACACACACACAACAUAUGUCGUGUUUUCUUGGUCGCCCUACGACUUAUUACGAUAUAUUUAUGCACUCAUGAAUCAGUGGGACAAGGACGCUCAAUCAAACCCCGAACAACAUCAGGUCCAAGCUGAAGCUGCCCUUGUUUGUGCCACAUUUGGGGGAGAAAAUCUAUUCUGUCUAUUUUGGUGUUGCCUCUAAAGUCCGUGGAGUAUGUAGAGCGACAGCUAAGGGACAGACACUUACUUGGCUCCGGCUCACAAUCACUAGCCUCCAGAUUAACGUUGUUGAACUCGUCACAGCUCAACUGCUCAACAAUCGUACAAUAACACGCAGCAGACGCUGUGACUUGUAGGUGCCACGGCUGUACGAUGUAAAGUGGAAAAAUGGCACAUAAUGGAAAAAAUGGGGAGAAAGGAAGUGAGGAUAAAGAAGGCAAGGAUGAACCACACAAACUCUCCGCAGAUGGUGGCUCCUCUUUGACGACCAGAAGGCAUCUACCUCGAGGGAUUGUGAUCCAGCUGACUGGGACAGAGGGAGAAUGGGACAGCUUAGACGACAGUGAGCUUAUCUUCUCCCUGGACCAUGAUGAGGACUACCCUUCUAUAUCUCUCUCUAAAGAGAGGCAUCUUUCUGUGGAAGAUGACCGACGGUCGCAGUCGCAGUCCUUCCAUGUCCCUUUGUCUCCAUCCUCGCCAGACUCUUUGGGGAACUGCUCUGCCACUAGACCCAGUUUCCUCUCUCCGGGCCCGUCCUCACCUACCACCCGACCUCUGUCAAGCCUGGUCAAGUCUCUCUCCACGGAAUUGGAGCUCAAAGAAGGCUCCACACUCAGACCCAAGCCCUUUCUCAACCUCGUGAAGUCGAUUUCGACAGAGAUUACCCACUCAGAACCUGAGGUAUCGCAGUCAAAGUCAGACUCCCGCCUCAACCUACACCUAUGGAAGCAGCUGACUCAACCGAAAUCCCGCAGCAAUGGGGACUCUCGCACUGCGCCCCCUUCUCCUAGCUCCCUCUCCCCAAGUGGAGAGGCUCUGAGGGGAGGCUUCUUCAAAAUGGAACUGGAGGACACCAAGAGGAAGCUCUCGGAGGCCAUGCAUGAACCUCUGAGCAACAUGUUCAGUAAGAUCAUGAGAGAGGAGAGCAUAGGCAGCCCCAAACACCAGUCCAAGACCCAGUCUUGUCACCAAGUCGGCUCCAGAGGUUUGGGUCGGGAGAGCAGCACAGAUACAAAUCUUUCAGAGUCGCCCGUGAGGAACGUUAGAAAAACAGACGCUGACGUGUUGCCCGUGUUUGACUGGCCUUCUGUUAAAAGUCACGGGAGAGUUCACCACAGCUCGUGUCCGGUUCAUCACCAGAGACCACAUCACAUGGAGGAAGAGCUGGAAAUAUGCACAGAAGGUGAUGUAAUGCGAGUAUUUGCCACAGAGACACACAGACGGGCGAGGAGACCACCUGCUGGCUCCCAGGUGCCGGUAGCACCAUUUGAACAGAUUUCACCUCCUACUCAGCAACCACGUCCUGUGCCAUGCAUGAGUUUAUUCUGUGUGGGAGUGUUGUCUUAUGGAUAUUUUAUCCUUCCUCUCAGUCCGUAUCUCUCUGGUCUGGCUCUGGGAUUAGCACUGGGCUUCUUGCUCGGACUGUUCCUCGUCAGGAUAGGUUCCUCCAGGUCUCGUUGUCAGGCUCCUACCGACACACGGGUGAUUCCGACAAGUGGUGCUGUUCACAACGAGCCUGAGAGCCUCAAGGGCUGGAUGAACGAGAUACAUGAUUACGACCCUGAGACCUUCCAUUCAGCGCAGACUCACUCUGUGUUUGCAACGUUGGAGGGUUCCCGUCUCCGCCUGGACUCCCCGAGGACCAACGUCAGCCGCAGGGCCACUUACGACGAGAGAGUCCCCGAGGCCGUCUUUGUCAAGUCACGCUGCUUUCAGCUCACUAACAGUAAAGUCUUUCUGCUUCCAUCUGUGUUGGCAAAUAAGAGACUGUGGAACCCAAAAUAUCCCAUCUGCAUCCAACUGUCCGUGACAGCGCAGGAGGACGAGGGAGACGAACCAGAUGAAUCUACAAGUCCAAAACAAAGCUCCCGGAAACCCGUCCAUGACCCCCCGACCUCUCUCUACCUCUUCAGCCGCACGGGACGCGAGAAAGAAGAGUGGUUCCGUCACUUCCUGUUUGCGUCCGUGGACACUAAGAGGGAAAAGGAGGCGGAGGGACAGAGACGUGACAGAUGUGUGUCCAGAUCGGGAGAUCCAGCACCAGCACAGACAGGUCACAUCCUAAACAACAGCAGCUCCAGCAGAGUGGACAGCAGUGACGACGAUGGCCCCUGCACGCCUCCUCCAGCCCCCUCCGUCCCUGUUCCUCACUGCACUCAGACCUCCAGCAGCACCAGUAACCUCCCGGCACCGCUCGACUACCCCAGCUACAUGUCUCGUCUCCUGGCCACAGAGGACAUGUCCCCGCUGUCCAGUCCUGGAGGAGACAGCAGCACAGAGACGAGUCCCACCCUCAGAGCAAAGUGCACAUGUCAUGUAGCAGAGCAUCAUGGGAGGAGCCAGACCGCGUGGGCCGACGCGCUCAUUGGUCGAAUCUUCUGGGACUUCCUGCGGGAGAAACACUGGGCCGACGCCGUUUCUCAGAAGAUCCAGAAGAAGCUGAGCAAAAUCAGAUUGCCUUACUUCAUGAACGAGUUGACUCUGACAGAGUUGGACAUGGGAAGCUCGAUGCCUCACAUCACUGCUGCCUCCAAACCAGCGUUUAACCACAGAGGUGUGUGGGUGGAGCUGCAGCUGGUCUACACAGGCGUCCUGCAGAUGACCCUGCAGACCAAGUUUAACUUGUCCAAGCUGGGGAAAGACGGCAGUCAGGAGGCGGAGCUUGGCAGCGAGACACGUAACACGUGCUGCAGGUCCGUCCUCAGCGUGUUGGCCGACAGUGACGAGGAAUCGUCCAGCGCUGGAUCCUCUGAUGAAGAAGAGUUUCUUCUCUCUGAGCCUCAGUGUCCGCUCACAGAUAAAGGAUCCACAGCAGGAACUGAAGGGACGGGGGGAGGCAGGACUGGGCGGAAGAUUUUGAGAUUUGUGGACAAAAUCGCCAAAUCCAAGUAUUUCCAGAAGGCGACGGAGAACGAGUUCAUCAGGAAGAAGUUUGAGGAGAUGUCCAACACGCCUCUGCUGCUCACCGUGGAGGUCCAGGAGCUGUCGGGGACGCUGGUCGUCAACGUCCCGCCUCCCCCCACUGACAGGAUAUGGUACAGCUUCUGUGUUCCGCCCAAACUGGAACUGCACGUCCGACCUAAACUGGGAGAAAGAGAAGUGACUUUCUGUCACGUGACGGAGUGGAUCGAGAGGAAACUGCAGGACGAGUUUCAGAAAGUGUUUGUUCUGCCAAACAUGGACGACAUCUGUUUACCACUGAUGCAUUCUGGGAUGGAGCCGCCUCAAGUGUCUGAGCCUCUGUCCACUCAGUCUCACUGUUCCUCCACUGAGUCCAUCGAGAGGAUCCCGUCUGAGAUUCCUGGCACAGAGUCGGACUAAUCUUACACAUAUAUGUGUAUAUAUAUAUAUACAUAUAUAUAUGUGUGUGUAUAU
This is a messenger RNA of Solea senegalensis (Senegalese sole), 4061 nucleotides long. It is a transcript of the gene tex2l, whose product is annotated as testis expressed 2, like. Gene Ontology annotation, cellular component: endoplasmic reticulum. The transcript is spliced from 13 exons. Gene Ontology annotation, molecular function: lipid binding. Lineage: Eukaryota; Metazoa; Chordata; Actinopteri; Pleuronectiformes; Soleidae. Bases 855 to 4007 code for a protein of 1050 amino acids. The record is from RefSeq and is a predicted model, not a curated record.